Molecule: messenger RNA, 925 nt
Organism: Daldinia loculata
Lineage: Eukaryota; Fungi; Ascomycota; Sordariomycetes; Xylariales; Hypoxylaceae
Product: CBD9-like protein
Exons: 4
Coding region: 181-828 (215 amino acids)
Source: RefSeq, a predicted model, not a curated record
ACUCAUUCCUAUCUCUGUUGCUUCCAAUAGUCUUCCUAGAUCAGGAGUGGCUGCUUGAUACCCACGUGUAAUCUUACUCUCAAGUAGUAUUCAAGGUCACGGUAGUCGAGUACUCGUCGAGACUCGUUUAUUCAGCGUCGAUAGCUAGUUCUCCGAAAGCUUCCAAGCUAAGACGUUAAUAUGCGUUGGAACUUGGGUUUAACAUGCGCAGCUGCGCUCUUCGGCUUCGUAUCCGAAGCCAGCGCCGAUAUAUUCCGUGAUCCCGACACCGGGUUCUCGUUUUCUCAGAAGGACGUACCGAUUACGACGAACAACGACUACAUCACGUUCCGCAUUGCGAUCCCGAGCCCCGCGCCCGCGGGCCAGCCCUACGAUACCGUACUUCAGAUCGUCGCCCCUGUUGUUGCUAACUGGGUUGGCGUCGCCUGGGGCGCUUCCAUGCUGAACAACCCCCUGCUUCUCGGCUGGCCUAACGGUGCGAGCGGCGUGGUAUCUAUGCGCCGAGCGACCACCCGUACCGCCCCAGCAGUAUACACAGGCGCCUCAGUGCAGCUCCUCAAAACGGGCACCAAGAGCAACGGCACGCACUGGCAAGUAACAGCCAAAUGCACGGGCUGCACGCAAUUCACCACCACGGGCACCACCACCAAGUCGCUGAACCCAGCCGGCAGCAACCGCCUAGCCUUCGCGUACUCCAAGACCAAGCCCAGCCAGCCCGGCUCCGACAGCUCGCCCAUCAGCGUGCACGACCUCUUCGGCUACUGGGACCACGACUUCGCGUCCGCCGGCAACACCGGGUUCCAGGACCUGGUCGACAAGAACUUGUGAGUUUGAGUACCUACCUGUUAAUUUACCUACCUACCUACCUAGCUCGAGAGGUGAGGCAUUUAGGGCUAGGGUUAGGGUUAGGGGCGGGGUUUUUUCU